AUUAACUGCUGUACCCGAUGUUUAUCGCAUUUAUUUUAUUUUCAGCGUAACUCAUUCAUUUCUUUAAAAUCGAUGACGUCACGACUACGAGUGUUCCCGGAACUCUGUUCCGUACUUACGAGAAGAUUUCAUUCUGGUCGUUCUUUAUUCUCUGAUUUGUGUCACAUUUAUAAACACGGAACAUCAAACAAAUCAUAAAUCAGUCAAAUAAUUAUUAUUAAAUCUGUUGUUCCGCCUUCUUUCUCUGAAUGUUUAUGGUCUGGUUGUAGUCUACGUCGUUGUUUGUUUAUGACCCACAGAUAGUACGAAAUCUGGCCAGUGUCUGUGAAUCACAAGUUUUCACAAUAGUUAGAUAAAGUAUGUCAAUUUAUUGAUUGUAAAUAAAAAUUAAUAAUGGCAGAGGCUACAAGUGACGAGACAAAGGCUGGAAACUCAAAAGAAAAAGGUGACCCUAUUGAAUGUGCUGUUUGUUUACAACCUUGCAUACAUCCCGCCCAACUUCCUUGUGGUCACAUUUUUUGCUUCUUGUGUGUGAAGGGAUUUGCUAAUCAGAGCAAGAAAUGUGCAAUGUGUCGACAAGAAAUACCGAGAGAUUUCAUAGAACAACCCAUCCUUCUACAUUCCGCCACAGAAGAGACAACAGAUUCAUUUGAUGGAGGCUACCAGUGGUUUUAUGAAGGAAGAAAUGGUUGGUGGCAGUACGACGAAAGGACGAGUAAUGAGUUGGAAUCGUCUUAUAAAAAUGGAGAGAAAACAUGUGAACUAUUAAUUGCUGGAUUUUUAUAUAUAAUCGAUUUAGAAAAUAUGCUUCAACUCCGCAGAAACGAUCCUUCUCGAAGAAGGAAAAUAAAGCGAGACUCUGCCAAUAUACCAAGAAAAGGUAUUGCAGGAUUACGCACUAAAAAUGAAAUUUCCAAUGUGGUUACUACUGCAUCAACGGAAAUCCAUGUGAACCAUAUUAGGCCUAACAGUCCGGUUGAAGGAAGGACAGAUAAUAUAGUACCUAUUACCCCAUCAAACACUCCACAGAGUCCCACAAGUGGUCGUGAAUCCCCUCACCAAGAAGAAGAUUUACAAGCAACUGUGGAAAGGAUAAGUUCAUUGCGAUUGAGUGCCAGCCCUACAAGAAGCAACGCCGAAGACAGCGAAGAGGUUCAACCUAGCAGGUCUUCCAGAAGUUUGUAUUACAGACACAGAAGUGUUGACUAAUGUAGUUAUUUUGUAUUAUAAUUAUAUUUUAUUUAAAAAAUACAAUACUUUUUUUAAAUGCAACUAUUGCGACAAAACAACAGGGUAUAUUUAAAAUUGGAUGAUUAACAUA
Aethina tumida (small hive beetle) is the source of this 1321-nucleotide messenger RNA. Its product is annotated as E3 ubiquitin-protein ligase rnf146. Gene Ontology annotation, cellular component: nucleus; cytoplasm. The coding region runs from base 394 to 1209 and encodes 271 amino acids. The transcript has 4 exons. Gene Ontology annotation, molecular function: poly-ADP-D-ribose binding; ubiquitin protein ligase activity; zinc ion binding. NCBI's taxonomy places the organism in Eukaryota, Metazoa, Arthropoda, Insecta, Coleoptera, Nitidulidae. The record is from RefSeq and is a predicted model, not a curated record. Gene Ontology annotation, biological process: ubiquitin-dependent protein catabolic process; Wnt signaling pathway.